GCUGAAAAAAAAAAAAACAUUAAAAUACUAUGUCGAAACAACAACCUAUCUUCCAUUUCCAUGUCCGAUAUCAUUUAUGAAGCCGCCGGAAAGAUGACACAGCUUUGUAGAAAAAUUGUUCACGUCAAUAUCAAAUGGAGUAUACUAGGAAGGGUAUCGAUCUUUCGAAGGUUUUUUAGGUUCAUUUGGGAUAGAAUUCUUGUUUGUUCUAUAGGAAGACGCCCUGUGAACUACACGAAGUUGGCUCGCCGGGAUUCUUCUCCGGUGGAAGGGGUAGUGGUUUACGGAGAUGAAGACGACGAGGCCGGCCUCUCCCGGGUGAUAUGUAACGGGUACGAGACGGAUUCGGAUUUGGUUAGUUUGAAGAUCAGUUUGUUAGGUGACUGUCAAAUUGGAAAAACAAGCUUUCUGAUCAAAUAUGUUGGGGAUGAAGAAGAGAAAAGCUUACAAAUGUCAGGAUUAAAUUUAGUAAACAAAACAUUAUCGGUUCAAGGUGCCAGGAUUUCUUUCAGCAUAUGGGAUGUAGGAGGUGACAGUAACUCACUUGAUCAUCUUCCAAUUGCUUGUAAAGAUUCAGUAGCAAUUUUCUUUAUGUUUGAUCUAACUAGCCGAUGCACCCUUAACAGUGUUGUUGGAUGGUAUAGUCAAGCAAGAAAAUGGAACCAGACUGCAAUUCCAGUAUUAAUAGGAACAAAAUUUGAUGACUUUGUUAGACUUCCCCCAGAUUUGCAAUGGACUAUUGUUACUCAGGCAAGAGCAUAUGCCAAGGCAAUGAAGGCAACCCUUUUCUUCUCAAGUGCUAAACAUAACAUCAAUGUGAACAAGAUCUUCAAGUUCAUCAUGGCCAAACUGUUUAACUUGCCAUGGACUGUUGAGAGAAACUUGACUAUUGGAGAACCCAUCAUCGACUUCUAAAAACAUGUUUCUUUUUUUGGGUUUGGGUUCCCCCCAACUGAUCGUUAUGUACAUAGUUGAAAUAGAAAGAAAAUGAGAACAUGGAAAAGAGAAAAAAUAAACAAAAGUUUUUCAAUUCUUAGCACCAAAUUUGACCCCACAACCACCAAGCUUUGGUCUCUGAUUGUUUGGUUCAUUUCUUUUCGUUGCCUUUGCCUUUUCCUUGUAACGUAUUCUCGUUUCAAAGUUAGCCUCUCUUCCUCUAAUUCGUGUUGAAUAUGAGUAUACUUUAUUUAUAAGAUUUUAUACUUGUGUUCGGAUAAAUAAAAAUAAUGAACAGAAAUAUUUAAAGGAAAA
Gossypium raimondii (Peruvian cotton) is the source of this 1251-nucleotide messenger RNA. RefSeq names its product septum-promoting GTP-binding protein 1. Lineage: Eukaryota; Viridiplantae; Streptophyta; Magnoliopsida; Malvales; Malvaceae. The record is from RefSeq and is a predicted model, not a curated record. Gene Ontology annotation, molecular function: GTP binding; GTPase activity.